AUGGGAUGUUCUCAAUCCAUCAGUGUUAGAGAAAUAGUCGAUUGUGGAGAAAAGCAAAUUUCAGAUCAUGUUGAUCAUGACCAUUCAUUAACUAAAGCAAAUGGUGAGAAAAGAAACUCUCAACUGUAUAGUUUAGGAGCUGCUCUUCUUAUACAAAAAUGGUACCGGCGUUAUCAAGCACGUCUGGAAGUCAAACGAAGAUGCGCUUGGAUGAUUUAUCAGACAUUAGAGUAUGCAGGCGAACAAAAUCAUGCAAAGCUAUACGAUCUAUUUCAUGAUCUUAUAUCACACGCAUCCAGUGGAGAAACAGGAAACACCGAUGUUAAUUCUGACUGUCCACAUAGUCCAGAUGUAAGAUUUUUAACGAUUCCAGAAACUGACAUUGAUGAACCGUUAGAUUUAAAUAUUUGGAAUGGUGAUUGGUUACCAUCAAUACCGUCAAAUUAUCAAGGAAUAAAGUUGUACUUUCCCAUAGAUAUGAAUCAAGUUGCCAUGAUGAUGGAAUCAUUUGUUAAUGGAUAUCAACUUCACGCAAGAUAUGUAUUUCAAAUUUUAUGCGAAUCCAGACAAUGUAUCAUGUCACGUCCAAAUAUUCAAAUGGCAUCAACAUCAAUAUCUCGACAUAUUACCGUUGUUGGUGACCUACAUGGACAAUAUAGUGAUCUUCAAAUUAUUUUAUAUAAAAACGGGAUGCCAGAAGUAACGAAUCCUUACGUAUUCAAUGGAGAUUUUGUUGAUAGAGGUAGAAAAUCUGUAGAAACAUUAUUAACUAUCUUAUGUUUAAUGUUGGUUCGACCAACUUCAGUAUUUAUAAAUAGAGGCAACCAUGAAGAUCUUUAUGUAAACUGUCAAUAUGGAUUUAUAAAGGAAAUUCAAAAGAAGUAUAAAUCUUCAGCUGGUAUGCUAGUGAAAUGUUUUGCAGAAUUUUAUCGUUAUCUUCCGGUGGCCACAUUAAUUGACGAUAAAAUUUUUGUCUGUCAUGGUGGUAUAUCAGAUGAAACUGAUUUGAACACAUUAGGAGAUUUAAACAGAUUCUCAUACUUUACACUUUUAAAACCAGUGGAUGAAUUAAUCUCAAACAGUGAUAGUAAAAAACAGUAUCAAGAUUUACUUUGGAGUGAUCCACAAACACAAUCAGGAUUAUUAAUGAAUGAAAGGCGUGGUUUAGGGUGUUCAUUUGGUCCUGAUAUUACAAACUUAUUUUUGAAUAAACAUAAUUUAAGCCUACUUAUUCGUUCACAUGAAUGUAAACCUGAAGGAUUUGAAUGGUCACAUAAUAAACAAUUAUUAACUAUAUUCUCAGCAUCAAACUAUUAUACAGAUGGUUCAAAUCGUGGCGCCAUUGCUAGAAUUUCUGCUGAUGGUUCUAUACAAAUAAUACAAUAUGUAACUGGUGGACAGAAGAAAUUCAAAACACUAAGACAAAAAAUUGAAAGGGAAUUUCAAUCACUUGAUCCUACAAAUACUGGCAGAAUUUCUAAAUUAGAAUGGUGUAAAGCAAUGGAAAAAGUGUUGGAUUUAAAGUUACCAUGGAGUACACUUCAACCACGUUUAGUUGUUACAUCUAAAAUACCAAAUCAAGUAGAAUAUUUAACAACAUUUCAAAAACUUACUACUUAUAAUACCCCAUCAAAGGUGCCACCUUCAGUCACUGAAGAAAUGUAUAAAUUUCGUGAUGUACUUGAAGGAAUAUUUAGAGCAAUGGAUAAAGAUAAUUCAGGUCGAAUCUCAUUAAAUGAAUUUAAACAAGCUUGUUUACGUUUACCUAAAUGGACAAAAAUCGAUGAACAAAUAGUAAUGGAUAUGGCACGUUCAAUUGAUAUUAAUAAAGAUGGUUUAAUUGAUUUCAAUGAAUUUCUAGAAACAUUUAGAUUAGUUGAAUCCGAUCAUGAUCAUUAUGAAUCAAUAACUGAUCAACAAAUAGAUGAAUGA
This is a messenger RNA of Schistosoma mattheei, 1932 nucleotides long. The record is from the annotation of a GenBank genome assembly. Lineage: Eukaryota; Metazoa; Platyhelminthes; Trematoda; Strigeidida; Schistosomatidae.